Verticillium nonalfalfae is the source of this 756-nucleotide messenger RNA. RefSeq lists its product as uncharacterized. The record is from RefSeq and is a predicted model, not a curated record. Gene Ontology annotation, biological process: ATP biosynthetic process; AMP biosynthetic process. Lineage: Eukaryota; Fungi; Ascomycota; Sordariomycetes; Glomerellales; Plectosphaerellaceae. The transcript has 2 exons. The coding region runs from base 1 to 756 and encodes 251 amino acids. Gene Ontology annotation, molecular function: bis(5'-nucleosyl)-tetraphosphatase (asymmetrical) activity.
AUGGCCAGCAACAACAGCAGCAGCGGCAGCAGCAGCGGCAGCAGCAGCGGCAGCAGCAGGAAAAGGAAGCCCGACGAGGGCAGCGCGGCAGCACCAGCCGACGCCGCUGGGCGAGGCAGCGCUCCGGCAGCCACGACGCGGCGGGUGCUGCUCGUGUACAACAAACGGCAGGGCCUCUUCCAGCUGCCCAAAGGGCGCAAGAACAUGGGCGAGGAGUCGCUGCUGGCGUGCGCGGUGCGGGAGACGCUCGAGGAGACGGGUGUCCGGGUGACGCCGCUGGCGGUGCGGUGCGGCACGAGGGCGACGCCCGGGGAGGGGGCGCUCGAGGGGCAGCAGGAGCUUCAGGAGAUGCACGAGGUGCAGCACAUGCAGGCGGUGCAGGCGGUGCAGGCGGCGCAGGCGAUGCAGGCGAUGCAGCGGCGGGCACGGGGCGCGCAUGUCGAUGUACAGGCCGUCGAGUCAGAUGCUGAGGGGCCCGUCCGGCAAGGGCUGACAGAGGGGGUCGACCAUUACGAAGCGGUGGCGUGCUGCCAUUGGGCCGACGUGGCGACGGGGGCGUUGAAGAUGGUGUUCUACUACGCUGCCUCGGCCGACGAGAGCGCUCUGCCUGAGCCGCUCGUGGGUGAGGACGCGGGCCUGUUCGAGAACGUUUGGUGCGAGGUCGACGAGGCGGCGAAGCAAUUGGCGUUCCCGACGGACGGCAUGGUCGUGAACAAGGCCGUGGCGGAUAUGCGGCGGACGGGGUACGACAUUUGA